Pogona vitticeps (central bearded dragon) is the source of this 2165-nucleotide messenger RNA. It is a transcript of the gene DPH2, whose product is annotated as diphthamide biosynthesis 2. Gene Ontology annotation, molecular function: 2-(3-amino-3-carboxypropyl)histidine synthase activity. Gene Ontology annotation, biological process: protein histidyl modification to diphthamide. The record is from RefSeq and is a predicted model, not a curated record. NCBI's taxonomy places the organism in Eukaryota, Metazoa, Chordata, Lepidosauria, Squamata, Agamidae.
CUCACGUGCCUGAUGUUAGGGUGCUAGCCGGGCAGGUAAAGGGAAGGAGUGGGUUGUUGUGGGUGGUUAUGUUGUUGUCCCUCUUUUCAGAAAUGGAUUAGGGGUAGCAGCCUAGCGCCCGUUUUGCUUCCACCUUCUGCUCGUCCCCGCUUCUCCCUUUCAGUUCAUACUUGUGACGGAUGGGAGACUCUCAGUCCGAGCCGGUUGUUGUACGCGAGGAAACGAAGGCUGCGAGCACUUACUCGGUGCCAGGCCAGUUGAAGCGGAGUGCGAGCGAGGUGCUCUCUGUAGACUUGUGUGGCAUUCCAGCAGGAAACGCCAAGGUGUUCCUGGGCAUAUGGCAUGCUAGGCGUGAUUGAAGUGGGAUAUCGCAGUACAGUUAACCGACACUGUAUCCUUUUGUAGUUAGGUCGCCAUGGCGACAACAUUCAGCAGUGACGGAGCGGAGGUAAUGCAGCGGGCCCCGAUUUCUACAGGAGCAGGUCGGCGUCCUCCCACGGAGAAGCUAGAUGAGUUCUAUGAAGUGGAGAGAACCACAGCAUUUAUACGUGAUAAUGGCUUUGCUAAGAUUGCUCUUCAGUUCCCUGAUGAACUUCUACCAGAUUCAGCAGAUGUCGCUACCAGGUUGGAAUCAGCAACUGGUGCCAAGAUGUACAUUCUGGGGGACACAUCAUAUGGCAGCUGUUGUGUGGAUGAGGUGGCAGCACAGCAUGUGGGUGCUGAGGCUGUUAUUCAUUAUGGUCCUGCGUGUUUGAGCCCCUGCCACAAACCUGUCCUACAUGUGUUUGGUCAUGAGCCGCUGGAUGUGAUGCUCUGCGCAGAAGUCUUCCAGAAAUUGCAUCCUGACCCCCAAGCUUGUGUUGUGGUAUUGAGCGAAGUGGUUUAUUCUCAUGCUAUUGAUGAUCUGGCUUCUCAGCUGCAUCCCAUUUAUCCCAAUGUUGUUUUUUCCCAGCUGGACAGCAAAGAACUUCUUGAUUCAGCCCAGUCAAUAUUUGGGCUGGUGCGGAAAUUUGGGCGGUUCUUUGUCAUAGAUGAACAGCAUGGCUUUGACAACUACACCAUGUUCUAUGUGGGUGGUGAAGGGCCAGAGCUCACAAACUUCAUGCUGAGCUGGAACAAAUGCUCCUUCAGUUCUUUUGACCCCAAGACAGGACAAGGCCGAUGGGAAACAGUGGAUGUAAACCGGGCCCUGCGACGGCGCCUCUAUUUAGUGGAGCGAGCACGAGAUGCCCAGGUAGUGGGUAUUGUUGUGGGCACUCUUGGCAUUGUGGACUACUUGACUGUUCUGGAACAUUUGCGUGGAAUCAUUCAUCAGGCAGGCAAACGUGCCUAUACACUGUCUGUGGGCAAACCCAACCCUGAAAAGCUGGCAAACUUUCCAGAGAUGGAUAUCUUUGUAUUGGUAGCUUGUCCACAAAACUCACUGCUUAACUCGAGUGACUUCUACAGGCCCCUGAUCACACCUUAUGAAAUGGAAAUAGCAUGUAAUCCAGCACGGACCUGGACAGGCAGCUAUGUCACCGAUUUCCGCCAUCUUUUACCAGGAGCUUGUGACCACAUUCCUUUUCCAGACAUUUCCGAAGCUGAUACUGAACCCACUGUUUCACUAAUAACUGGAGAACUGCGCUCAACUCAUCUCCAUGCAGUGUCAGACGCAGAACCAAACUCUGGCAUGGCUGUGACCUGCCGUAGCCAUAUGCAGGCUGUAGCUCAGUUCAGUCCAGCAGCCUCAUUUCUGGAAUCACGCAGUUGGCGAGGAUUGGAACGACAGUUGGGCCAGACAGCAGUCACAAAAGCUGUAAGAGGUCGGCGGGGGAUUGCAAUUGCCUAUGAAGAUGAACCCUGUGGAUGAUAAGGGUGUGGAAGUUGUGGAACCCUGUGGAAGCUGCCUUCCCUUGCUGGGUCUGGAGCAGGUAAUGAUGCGUCACUUUGAUCAUGUGGACCUGUCACUAGAUUAGUCAACCUCUCCUUCAUUCCUGGACACACUGAGGCAAGAGCUCUUGUGCUCUAUGAGAUCUGGUCUAGCGCUGGACAGAACAAUAUUCAAAAUUCAUUACUGUGAUGCACAAUAUUCUCUGAAGUCUGCUUUCCUAAAGGUCUUCUGUACUGGAAAGCUGUUUUCUGUACUGUCUGUGACAUUCAUGUUGAUUAAACUAUAAAGCUGC